AUGGCCCAGUCCGCUUACGGUGGGGGCCAUGUUGCUGGUCAUCGCCACCAGGCCUCGGCUCAGCCCAGUGUUGUGCCGCAUGGAUCCUUCUGCCCAGGGGCCGAACGCGCCUUGUGCGCGCCUGCUUCCCUGCGCGUUCUGGCGGGCGCAGCCACGAGCUCGCUGCGCCUUCUCCGCGCGGUCCCGAGCGGUGUAGUGAAUAAAUAUGAACUCAGUGGACUUCAGGGCUGGAUCAUUACUCACGUGCUUUGGUUUGCGAAUGCCUAUGACUUCCACUUCUUCUGCCCCACCAUCAUUUUUGACAACUGGAUUCCUCUGCUGUGGUGUGCCAAUAUCCUGCGAUCUCCACUUUCCACAUUUGCAAUGAUUAAAGGCUCCUUCUUCCCUACCAAUGCCGAAGACUGCAAAUUCACUGGCAACUUGUUUUACUACAUGCUGGGCAUUGACUUUAACCCUGGAAUAGGAAGGUGGUUUGAUUUCCAGCUCUUCUUCAAUGGGCGCCAUGGGAUUGUAGCCUGGACUCUCCUUUCCUCUGCUGCCAAAGUACAGGAGCUGCAUGGCCAAGUGACAAACUCCAUGAUCCUUGUCAAUGUCCUUCAGGGUUUGUCUUUGGUUUCCCAGCCUGUCCAGCUGGGCACAGCCAAUGCCGUGGGGGUGUUGAUGUUGGGCUGGAUUGGCUACCACAUCUUCCGAGUGACCAAGCACCAGAAGGACCUUUUCUGUCGUACAGAUGGGAACUGCAGGAUCUGGGGGAAGAAAGCCAAGGACAUCGAGUGCUCCUCCAUGUGUGUGGAUGGCACCAAGUAUUCCAGCAAGUUGAUGACCUGGAGAUUUUGGGGGUGGGCUCGUCCUUGCAACUCUGCAGGAGACCUGCUGGGCUCGCUGGCCUAUUGGCUGGCCUGUGGGUUUGCACACGUCUUGCCUUACUUCUGCAUCGUUUCUGUGACCAUUCUGCUCCCCCACCGCUGCGUUAGGGACGAGCACCGUUGUUCCAGCAAAUAUGGGAAGGACUGGAAGCACUACACUGCUACAGUGCCCUGCCAGCAUCAUCCCUGGGGUGUUUUAAAGCUGACACAGAAUCCAGGGAAAGGAAAAAAGACACUUUUUGGUUUGGUUUUUUCAUUAGUUUGUUUGGUUUUGCUUUUUUUUUUUGAGGUGAAUAGAGUUUAUUGACACCGGCAAACUAACCCCAAGGUUUUGUGAAGGACACACUCUGUAGUGUUCUGAAGGAGAAAAGGUGGCUGGACAAUUAUCCUUGUUGUAGUGAAGGAACAUGCAGGCAAUGCUGUGCUUAAAGUAAAUGAGUUGAGGCACUGAAAUGCCUCGUUUUUUUAGAAAAGUCUUUUACCUGGAAUUCCCCCCAUACUCCCUCAGCUCCCAAAUGCCCUUGGGGUUGACAAGUUGCAUGUAUCAAGAGUCCUGAAAUCCCCCAGAGCUGGGAGGUGGCCUUACCUUUCCGAGUAGCAGAGCUCUGGAAGCAGUUUCCAGAGACUUAGGAGAGGAGGCAAACAGUUCUGUGAUGUCUUUAUGAAAGAAGUUGUCUGCUGCAGUUGCUUGUGACAGUCAGAACCUACAGUCAGUAAGAAGCCCAAAGAAAGAUUUAUUUAUUUA
Molecule: messenger RNA, 1611 nt
Organism: Myiozetetes cayanensis
Lineage: Eukaryota; Metazoa; Chordata; Aves; Passeriformes; Tyrannidae
Product: 7-dehydrocholesterol reductase-like
Biological process (GO): brassinosteroid biosynthetic process; cholesterol biosynthetic process
Cellular component (GO): endoplasmic reticulum membrane
Molecular function (GO): 7-dehydrocholesterol reductase activity
Source: RefSeq, a predicted model, not a curated record